This is a messenger RNA of Notolabrus celidotus (New Zealand spotty), 6933 nucleotides long. It is a transcript of the gene lamc1, whose product is annotated as laminin, gamma 1. The coding region runs from base 1 to 3945 and encodes 1314 amino acids. The transcript has 26 exons. Lineage: Eukaryota; Metazoa; Chordata; Actinopteri; Labriformes; Labridae. The record is from RefSeq and is a predicted model, not a curated record.
AUGAAGUCACAGGAAGUGAUGAACCUCCUGAACGCUCGGCUCAUGUCGGCUCAGACUAAACACUUCCCUCAGAUACCAUCUGCUGUCAGAGUCAACACGCGUCUCUUAUCAGAGCGCCGCGAUGCCUUCAAGGACCCGUCUGCUGCUGCUGCAUUAAGAUCUUUCAUCCUGGAUCUCCCAGAAUCCUCCUCUGCAGCCCGGGGUCCUCGCUCUGAUCCGUUCAGACGCUCCGCUGGGUUCACGCUCGUGUUGUGUUCAGAGACCAUCAGAUGGUGUUUGCACGCUCUGAGCCCGGAGAUGUUCACGGUGUCGUCUCAUAAAAACCUCAGACUCACUCAGACGGUGGAGGAUGACUCUGUGGAAGGCCACACCCCCAACAGUGAUGUCACUGCUGGAGUUCUGCCUCAGCAGCUGAUUAAAGAGUGUGAUGACCUCACUCAUGGGUCUUGCUCUUGCUCGCCCUCUGGCAGCACUCAGGAGUGUGACGUGAACACGGGACAGUGUCGCUGCAAAGACAACGUGGAGGGCUUCAGCUGCGACAGGUGUAAACUGGGCUACUUCAACCUGGACCCCAACAACCCUCAGGGCUGCACGCCGUGCUUCUGCUUCCAGCACUCGUCUGUGUGCGACAGCGCCGACGGCUACAGCGUCCACACCGUCAGCUCCGCCUUCAGCAGAGAUGACGAGCAGUGGACGGCUCAGCAGCGUGACGGCGCCAGCGUCUCCGUCCAGUGGUCUUCAAGCGGACAGGAGAUCUCCCUCAUGUCGGACGACUACUUCCCCAUGUACUUCAUCGCCCCAGAGAAGUUCUUGGGGAACCAGAUGCUGAGUUACGGACAGAACCUGACCCUGAAUUUCCGCGUGGACCGGCGGGACACUCGUCUGUCGGCGGAGGAUCUGGUCCUGGAGGGGGCGGACCUGAGGGUGGCCGUCCCACUCAUCGCCCAGGGUAACGCCUACCCCAACGAGAACAUGCAGACCUACGUGUUCAGGCUCCAUGACAGCACAGAUUACCCGUGGAGGCCGACCAUCAGCCACUCAGACUUCCAGAAGCUUCUCCACAACCUGACCGCCAUCAAGAUCCGCGGCACCUACAGCGAGAGGAGUGCUGGUUACCUCGACGAUGUCUCCUUGGUUACGGCGAGGAGGGGUCCAGGUCCUCCGGCACGCUGGGUGGAGCGAUGCACAUGUCCUCAGGGUUACCAGGGUCAGCACUGUGAGCAGUGCACUGUGGGAUACCGCCGCGCACGCCAAGAGCUCGGAGCCUUCAGCUCCUGUGAGCCCUGCAACUGUAACGGACACAGCGAGGCCUGCGACCCCGGCACAGGAGCGUGUGAUUGCCGUGACAACACGGCGGGUCUGAGCUGCGAACGCUGUAAGGACGGUUACUACGGCGACGCCACCCGAGGAUCCUCAGCUGACUGUCAGCCGUGCCCUUGUCCCGCCGGAGCGACCUGCGCCGUCGUCUUCAAAACCAAGGAGGUGGUGUGCACCAACUGUCCUGCAGGAACCACAGGUAAGCGCUGUGAGCUCUGUGAUGACGGGUUCUUCGGCGACCCCCUGGGUCAGAGCGGCCCGGUCCGAGUGUGCCGCGCCUGCAAGUGCAGCGACAACAUCGACCCCAACGCCGUCGGGAACUGCAACCGCGAGACCGGCGAGUGUCUGAAGUGCAUCUACAACACCGACGGCUUCUUCUGCGACCGCUGCAAGGAAGGUUUCUACGGCAACGCCCUCGGCAGCAACCCCGGCGACAAGUGCAAAUCCUGUUCCUGCUCUCCGUUGGGUACCGUGGACCGUCAGACGGCGUGCUCCCAGGUCACGGGUCAGUGUCCGUGUCUUCCUAACGUGGCCGAGCGUGACUGCAGCGCCUGCCAGCCCGGCUUCUUCAACCUGCAGAGCGGCAACGGCUGUGAACGGUGUAACUGUAAUCCCAUUGGCUCCACCAACGGUCAGUGUGACAUCACCACAGGUCAGUGCGAGUGUCAGCCCGGCGUGACCGGCCUGCACUGCGAGCGCUGCGAGGUCAACUUCUUCGGCUUCAGCUCGUCUGGAUGCAAACCGUGUGACUGUGACCCUGAGGGCUCUCAGUCUGGUCAGUGUAAGGAGGACGGUCGCUGUGAGUGUCGCCCCGGGUUCGUUGGCGCUCGCUGUGACAUGUGCGAGGAGAACUACUUCUACAACCGCUCGGCGCCCGGCUGCCAGCAGUGCCCGUCCUGCUACAGCCUGGUCAGAGACAAGGUGAACCAGCAGAGGCAGAAGCUGCACGACCUGCAGACCCUGAUCGAUAACCUGGGCUCGGGUCAGGACACGGUCAGCGACAAGGCCUUCGAGGACCGCAUGAAGGAGGCAGAGAGAGCCAUCAUGGAGCUGCUGGAGGAGGCUCAGACCAGCAAAGACGUGGACAGAGGCCUGCUGGACCGUCUCAACAACAUCAACAACACUCUGACCACUCAGUGGAACCGCCUGCAGAACAUCCGCAACACCGUGGACGACACCGGAACGCAGGCCGACCACGCUCGCAACCGCGUCCGGGACGCCGAGAACCUGAUCAACCGAGCCCGGCAGGAGCUGGACAAGGCCAAGGACGCCAUCGGCAAAGUGGACAUCAAACCGCCGAGCGGCACCGGAGACCCAAACAACAUGACGCUGCUCGCCGAGGAGGCUCGCACGCUGGCCGACAAGCACAAGAUGGACGCCGACCAGAUCGAGAAGAUCUCCAAAGACGCCAACGACACCUCGACCAAAGCGUACAACCUGCUGCUGAAGACUCUGGACGGAGAGGGCAAGACGAGUCAGGAGAUCGACGAGCUCAACAAGAAGUACAACGAGGCGAAGGAGCUGGCAAAGAAUCUGGAGAAACAGGCCACCAAGGUUCAGGCGGAGGCGGACGAGGCCGGAGACAAAGCUCUGAAGAUCUUCGCCAACCUGACGAGCAUCCCGGCGCUCGACACCAAGGCCCUGGAGGACGAAGCCAAGAAGAUCAAGAAGGAGGCGUCGGACCUCGACAAGCUGAUCGACAAGACGGAGAAGGAGUACAACGACCUGAGAGACGACCUGAAGGACAAAGAGCAGGAAGUGCGCAAGCUGCUGGAGAAGGGCAAGAGUGAGCAGCAGACCGCUGAUCAGCUGCUCGCUCGCGCUGACGCUGCCAAAGCUCUGGCUGAGGAGGCGGCGAAGAAGGGCCAGACCACCUUUAGAGAGGCUGAGAGCAUCCUGGAAGACCUCCGAGACUUCGACAGGCGCGUCAACGACAACAAGACCGCCGCAGAGGACGCUCUGAAGAAGAUCCCCGGCAUCAACGCCACCAUCAUCGCCGCCAACGAGAAGACCAAGCAGGCGGAGGCGGCGCUCGGAAACGCAGCCAACGAUGCCCGAGAGGCCAAGACCAAGGCGGAGGAGGCGGAGAGGAUCGCCAGCAACGUGCAGAAGGGCUCGGCUAAGACCAAGGAGGACGCAGAGAAGGCCCUGCAGGACACCAACAAGCUGGACGGGGAGGUGGACGACAUGAUGAAGCAGCUGAGCGACGCCGAGCAGGACCUCGCCAAGAAGAAGGCCGAGGCCGACCAGGACAUGAUGAUGGCGGGGAUGGCGUCAGACAACGCUAAGGAGGCGGAGGACAACGCCCGCAAGGCCAAGAGCGCCGUCAAGACGGUUCUGAGCACCAUCACCGGCCUGCUGGACCAGCUGGGAAACAUAGAUAAGGUGGACCUGAGCAAGCUGAACCAGAUCGAGGAGUCCCUGAAGAGCGCCAAAGGAAAGAUGGUGAACAGCGAGCUGGACAGGAAGCUGAUGGAGCUGAACGACGUGGCGCGGACCCAGGAGGACAUGAUCAACGACUACGACCGGCAGAUCCGCGAGAUCCGCGGCGACAUCGACAACCUCAUCGACAUCAAGAACACGUUACCCGACGGCUGCUUCAACACGCCGUCCCUGGAGAGGCCUUAACCCCGCCCCCCUCCUCCUCCUCCUCCUCCUCCUCCUCCAUCCAGCUCCACCACUCCCCCCUUCUUCACUUCUAACACUCUGGCCAACAUGCCGACCUUUACCAAAACAGUUUUUUAACUUUCUCGUUUCUGAUUCUUGUCUUUGUUUUUCUUUUAAAGAGAGAAGCCGAUAUUUCGAGUUGACAGAAAGAAAACAGAAGCAGCUGUUUUUGUUUCGUCUCUAGGUUUUCGUUGUUUUGUUCGAGACGCAGUAACGUGGUUUCGGUAGCAUGAACUAAACGGCGCAGAGAAGCCGCGCAGAGAGGUGGAGGAACCUCAGAGAAAACCAGAACCACAAACCCGACGUGACUGCACCGUCUGCUCCGACUGAGAAGUUUCACUGACGCAGAAAACCACAGACGCUCCUCACGCCGCGAGGACGCUCUGUGUCUGACCAGCCAUUACCCAUCAUGCCCUGGGACACACCAGCUACUUCAGAGUUUCACAGUUUGAGCUGAAUGCACGGCUUCACGCUGCUCCUCGUUUCAGACACAGUGAAGGAAUCUUUUCUCCCAAAGCUUCAGCCCGCAGAGAACGCCUCCUCACCUCACCUCUUCAGCAGUAUUCCCCCUCAGUCAGGCCACGCCCACUCUGCUGGCGUGUACGAAACCUCUGAAGUCCAGAAAAAAAGAGCCUUUGGAUCUUGUGUGCACCAGAUACCAGUAUCCUGUUUCUACAAGGUCUGGAUCUAGGCCUAGGGUUAGAAAAUAUUUUCUAUUCAUGCACAAGAAGAUACGAUCUUGCACGCGCCAGAUAUCAUCUUGGGUACACAAGAUAUUUACAACUCGUUAGCAAGAUUAAUAUUGCAUGUGCAAAGAUACGAUAUAUUGACCUUGAGCUAAGAUAUUUUCUUGUUUGCGCAAGAUCUCAGAAGUGCUUUUAAUCUUGUUAGAACAAGAUGCUAUCUUUUAUGAUCUUGUCCACACUCAAUGUCAUCUUGGGCUCACUGGAUGUGGAAACAAAAAGACAGUAUCUUGCACCUGUCAGGCAUCAUCUUGUGUACACAAACUGUAACACGUUUGCAAGAUUAACAUUUUGUGUGCAGAAGUUGAUAUCUUGAUUUUUAAAGGGUUUGAUCUUGAGUUAGGUUGAGAACAUAUUUUUUUGUUUGUGCAAAGAUAUGAAUGUGUAUCUUGGGAGAACAGGGUGUUAACUUUUACACCAAAGAUGCUAUAAUUUGUGCAUGAUACUAUCUUGCACAUAUCAAAUGUCAUCUUGGGUGCACAAGAUAUCUUGACUCAAAUAUCCCAUGUUGAGUUGGCACAAGUUAAUAAAACAUCUUGAAGAUAUUGUCUUGUUUGUGCAAGAUCUUAAAUUGUGCUCAUGAGAUAUGGAUCUUGUUGGAGCAAGAUUUUAACUGAAUAAGCUACAAGUUAUAACCUCGUACUCUCAAGAUGCAAUCACAAAGAGUCUUGUGGAAGUAUCUUGCUCUCUUGUUUCCCUGAGGUAUGGAUCCUGGGUCUUAAAGUUUUGUGCAAGCAAGAUAAAUGUACAAGAUUUGAAUCUUGUGUGCGCAAGAUAUAAUCUGGCGUGAGAACUUUGUUGUCCCCAGAGUUGAAGAUCUGUGUUUAAAUUUAGAGUCAGAAGUUCUGAUCUUGAGUAAAACUUGAUGAUCUUGUUGCACCCUCUUCCAACAAGAUGGUCUUCUUCUGCGAACAAGAUCCCGCGUGUCUCCGGACUCCAGGAGCUCUGUAGGCGCGUCUUUGAUCCGGCCCGAUGUUUUAACACUACGAACGUUGCUGCUUAUCACCCGUCACACAUUAACAUUUCUUCCAGGCUAAAUCCAACACUAUGCAACUUUGUACAUUUGCGUAGUGAGAAUUUUAUCUGAUACACUGGUGCUAAUAAUUAUUUCAAAUGUUCUAUUUUUGUGUGAAUGUUUUUUAUUAUGACAUAGAGUGAGGAAUUUGUUAUUUGUGUAAAUAUAUGCUUAAAUGAUUCAGGACUGGCUGAUUUGUCAGACGCUCCACCGUGCAAACAGCCGCGUUAAGUUCUAUCACAAUCAAUCAACUGAAACCUCCAGGUUAAAUAUAUAUAAAUAAUAUCUCUGAUAACGUCUGUGGUAUGUUAUUAUUAUCAUAUGCUUGCUUGUAUACACGGCUCAGUGUCUGCCUCAUAGCGAUGCCAAUAUUUCCUUUGUGUUUUAUUGAUUCUCUGUGGUUUUCACGACUUAAUUCAACCUAACUGAAUAUGUUUUAGAUGUUUGACCCCCUCCCCCCAGAUCAGGUCCUGUUUUAAAGGGGACGUCUCGAGCCUCCACGCUCCUCUUCCUGAGGUCACCAGCUCCGCUCUGUGGAGGGAAGGAGCUGUGUCACACGUCGCUCUCUUAGUUUUAAUUAGUGUUUUGUGCCUUAAUAUAAAGUGCCGUUUUAAUCACAGGCCGACUUCUUCACGAAACGUUCCUCGUUUCUCACGCCUCCUCGUGUCGGGGUGUUUUUAUAAAUCGGGUCCUGAACAGAGAACAUGUAGAAACCUGAUCCGAGUCCAGCCGGUUCAGAGCCAAACACUCCAGAGUGUCUCGGUUUGGAUUCCUGCAGAUGAUCAGACGUCAAACACCGAGAGUGAAAGUGGUCUGAUCACCAGGAGAGAUAACCUUGAGUGUUCACGCAGCGUCAGCCUCUCACUGACUCUGUUUCCUGUCCUUUAUUUCACCGUUCUCUUCCUCCCUCCAUCCAGACGGCCGCUCUGCAGGCCGUGCAGCACACACGCGCUCUCUCACAUGAUGUAUAAACAGUAUUUUAAGUUAUAAUGUACCAGUUAUUUGUAUUGUAACCCUGUCGUCUUAGAUGCUGAUGUGAGUGCUGCACAGCCUGCAGGAGCCCUCCGCACGCAGUGUGUUGUUAUUCUGACGUCAUGUUUGCAGCUCUGUGAGGACCUGAAUGACCCUGUUUGUUCACAUGUGCCUGUAAAUCCAAACUUAACAUUUGAAUAAUAAAAAAUUACUACAGGA